Messenger RNA from Marchantia polymorpha subsp. ruderalis, 1853 nucleotides. Lineage: Eukaryota; Viridiplantae; Streptophyta; Marchantiopsida; Marchantiales; Marchantiaceae. The record is from the annotation of a GenBank genome assembly.
CAAAGUCGAUGCCGGCACUCAGUGAGCGGCUUCACAUAUGAUUCGUGGCCGCUGCAUGAGAUUAAUUGCUGAGCGAGCAUUUCAGCCACCAUUAUGACGAAAAGAAUUGCAAUAUCUUGCUCUAAAUCAAAAGCUGAUUUGACAACUGUUUCCUGACCAUCACCAAACAACACUGCUACUGAAUCUUCGAGCGCAAAGCAUGCUCCCCUGCCUGCAGUUAUCAAGCUAAAAGCAUAUCACAUGACCCGGCGCGGCCGACGGAGACUCAAGACGGAGCCCAAUGCCCCCGACGACAUCAAAAUACUUCUUUUAAUAGAGUUAAAAAAUCGCAAACGAUCGGAAAUAUUAAAAUACUUCUUCGCCGAAGAGACUGUCAGUCACCAUGAACGCGCCUCACCAAGAAGGCGAAUAUGCCAGAGGAAUCUCACGUCACUCAACAGCGCGAACGAAUGUUUCACAACGAGAGCACUCAUCACGAACCCAAUCUGGAAGAACAUGCACCGCAUCCAGAACGUCAUGACUCGUCGUCGCAGCAGAAAGAAAGUGAUCCGCUGUGCAGGUCUUUAGGGGCAUUGCCUCGGUCACCGCCCAACCCAACGAAGAGACCUACUGACUCACCCUCGCCAAGAGCGUAGAUGAGCACUCUGCUGAAUGCUUGAAUCCAGACCAGGAAUUUCAAAACGAGGACUAGAUAGACAGGCGGUGGAGGUGUCUUAAUUACGCCAUCGAUAGCACGAGGCCCAGGGGCAAUCAGCGUGACGGCAGAUAGGGUUUGGAGGUGGACGCUGCACCAGUUCUGACUCUUCGUCGAUCGACUGACUGGAAAUUGUGCUCUGCUCCUUCCAUCGCUGAUCGAAAGUUCACACUGUGCCUAGCUGGUAUCGAGAAGGCUGGCAGUGUUCGGACUCAGGGAUUGGGUCUGCAUGGAGGACAGUUCAUCCGUACGCGAUCUUGGUGAGGAGUAUCUUGUGCGCACACGUCUUCUGCGAAACCUUCUGGCAACCUUCUGUCUGCUGUAGAGGGCGGGUUACAGGGGAUUCUGCUCCAUCGGCCGAAAAUUAACCUUACGAUGGUGCUCUUCCCGGCAACCAUUACAAUGUCAGCUUCUCCGUUUUGCGGAAUUUACGCUUUUCUUCGUGCUUGAGUUUGGUUAAGAGAGAAGAGAACAGACGAGGUUGCAAGUCGUGAAGAUCUCAAUCAUACUGAAAGACGACCAUUCACAAACAAUCUUUAAUCCGUAGGUCUUGUUCUUCGUCAAAAUCGCCGCAAUUGAAUCAACAUCUGGUAGAGGUUGUAAAUGAAGGACUCGGGAAUUAGCAGCCCUGUACUCAGAGGUCCGCACAAGCUCUACUUAAAAUUUCUCCGCAUACUCCUUGCACAGCUCAGCUCUGAUGAACUGAAGCAAAUAAGUGACCAAAAACUUGAACAAGGAUACGUGAAGUUUCCACUUCUUUGACACGUUGGUUGGGCCUCGAAUUCCCUGGUGAUUCUGGCGAUAUCUGCCGUACUGAUCGUAAUUCUUGACAUCGGUCAGCAAUUGACAAUUGUGAUGCUAUUUGGGCCUCUUCUUCUUCUUCUUAUUGGGUUUUCCUAUUAGUAUUCUCAAUGAACUAGAUCGAUGUCAAGCUCUUCUACAACAAGCAAUUUUAGGAUUAUCUAAGCAAGCAGAAAUUGUACACAGAGAAGUUGAAAAGGGUUCGUUCAUCUCCAGAUGAAUGACAGGCGGCCAUCCAUGUCCUCCUAAAGGAAGAUUCAAUGGAUGGCUCGUUCAUAGAGAUACAUCUGAAGCGAAAUAUCAGACUGAGUUUCAUUGAUCUCUCUGAUUAGUCCCCACAUCUUGUUUUCAAUUUCCA